CCCCCGGCCGAGUCGCUGGCGCCCCACGACGUCUUCAUCGCGGUGAAGACCACCAGAAAGUUUCACCGCGCGCGCCUCGAUCUGCUGCUGGAGACCUGGAUCUCGCGCCACAAGGAGAUGACGUUCAUUUUCACCGACGGGGACGAUGAAGCCCUGGCCAGGCGCACGGGCAACGUGGUCAACACCAACUGCUCGGCUGCCCACAGCCGCCAGGCGCUGUCCUGCAAGAUGGCGGUGGAGUACGACCACUUCAUCGAAUCGGGGAGGAAGUGGUUCUGCCACGUGGACGACGACAACUACGUCAACGUCAGGGCUUUGCUGCGGCUGCUGGCCGGCUACCUGCACACGCAGGACGUGUACAUCGGCAAGCCCAGCCUGGACAGGCCCAUCCAGGCCACAGAGAGGGUCAGCGAGAACAAGAUGCGCCCUGUCCACUUCUGGUUUGCCACUGGCGGGGCAGGCUUCUGCAUCAGCCGUGGGCUCGCCCUGAAGAUGAGCCCGUGGGCCAGCAGGGGCCACUUCAUGAGCACAGCCGAGCGGAUCCGCCUGCCAGAUGACUGCACCAUCGGCUACAUCGUGGAGGCCCUGCUGGGCGUGCCCCUCAUCCGCAGCGGGCUCUUCCACUCCCACCUGGAGAACCUGCAGCAGGUGCCCGCCUCGGAGCUCCAUGAGCAGGUGACCCUCAGCUACGGCAUGUUUGAGAGUAAGCGGAAUGCCAUCCACAUGAAGGGGCCCUUCUCGGUGGAGGCUGACCCGUCCAGGUUCCGCUCCAUCCACUGCCACCUGUACCCGGACACACCGUGGUGUCCCCACAGCGCCGUCUUCUAGCAGCCGUGGUUGAGACCCCGUCCUCGGGCGCCCCUGGUAUCCAAAGGGCCCGGGGAUCUGUGUUGUGUCGCCCUGGCCUUGGCAUUCGAGGCUCCCCCAGGGCUGUGCCUACGUGUGUGUGUGUGCGCGCACUGCGUGCCCGUCCAUGGAGCAGGCUGCUGGGCAGUUCUGUUCUGCCGAGAAGCAAGCACAAGGGCCACUUGUCUGCCCCGUGGGGCCGCGGGCUCCAGAGCCCCAUCCCAGAGGAUGUGCAUCAGAGGUCACUCUGAGGGCAGUUUUCUUAUUACUGCGGGGUCUUUCGGCAGCGUGGGGAUCAGGGGCUGCUCUGCAGGGAUACGCAGGUGCCUUUCCCUCCCUGUCGGGUGCAGGCCCUGUGCUGGGGGGGCCUAAGCACCCCCAGCACAGCCGAGCCAGGCUCAGUGCAAGGAAGCUGGGUUUGGGAGGAAACCCGAGCCCCCUUCUCCUGCUGAGCUCUGGACUUAGAGGACUAGCAGCCAGCACCCCCACCGGGUCCAGCCCCCACCCCCCCGGAAGCCCCUAGUGGCCGUGUGGCUAGGGAAACGGGCUCCCCUCCCAACCCUCCCUCACUGCCGUCUCUUUGUCUCCCCGUGAUGGGGAGACAGCUGAGCAUUUUAUCUCCUCUCCGAAGUCGAGAGAACGUCGCCCAUAAUGGGCGUGCCUGUAAAUAUUUGUGACAGUAUUUUUUUACUGUGCUUGUUUUUCAUAAGGGGGUGGGUAAAAGGUAGGGUGUUUUUGUUUUUCUGGGGGGGUGGGUUUAUCUUUUCUGUGGAUCAGAAAAAGCAGAAGCCAAACUUGAGAUAAUCUUUGCUGUUUAAAUGGAGGGAAAUGUCCGCCACUCCGUGUAUUUAUAUGUCCCGGCCUCCGGACUGCCCGCGCCCCGUCCUGCACGGUGCCCAUCUCCCGCAGGCCCGUGGGGUGUGUUCUGUCUUCUGUUUUUCUUUCUGCAAAGACAUAGCUAGGAAAGUGAACGAUAAUGGAAAAGUUCUCAGGGAAUUGAAGUGUGGUUGCUAUGGUGACGUCCUUUGCUGUGAAUAAAGGUGCUCUUUGGGGCAACCCGGGGGGUCCUGGUCUUGCUGGAAGUUGGGCCAGAGACACAGGUCUGUCACAGGUCUGUCGGAGGGGCUCCAGGGGGCCUGGGGGCUUGUUCGAGCUCCUGUGGGGGAGAUGGAUAGAAGGGACUCCCAAGAGCCACUUGCAGGUGCCUGAGAGGCGCAGCCAGCCCAGGGCACCGUGGAAGUGGUCAGGGGGAUGGCUGGAUUGGCAGGUUUCACCCAGAGGAGCAGCCCAUAGGCUCUGUAGCUCCAGCCUGUGUGGGCCUAGCCUUCCCUGGAGGAGGGAGGGGGCUCGUGGGGGCCCAGCCUGGGACCUCCUUAUCUGGCUUCAUCCCCAUCACAAACUCACAAGAGGCCAUAUUCUUGUCCCAUUUUGCAGAUGGCAAAACUAAGGCUCAGAGCCAGUGACAGCCAAGGUCAGGCAACUGAGCUGGCGGGGGUGGUAAAGAGCUCAAACUCAGAGGCCUGGUGGUAUUGGAUCCUGGCCUCCCCUUGUGCUGGGGACCCCACACUCGACCUCGCCUCUGUGAAGGGGCUCCAUGCCUGGACUGGUCCUGGAGCUGGGCCCCCAGGCCAGCUGGAUGGAGGCUGGACAAGGAUUCACACCGACCUUGUUUUCUGCCCACUCCCUGCUGCUCGCUCUUCCUCACAUGCAGCCUUGGCAGGGUGGGGGGGGGGGCAGCCGGCAUUCCCUCUUCCUCACACAGAGCCCCGCAGCACCCCCCCUGGGCUCCAAGUCCCCUGGGACCUCCAUGUUGGCCGCUCUGCUCCACGGUUAACCUUCUCAACAUGUCAGAAUAAAGACAAGUGUUUGCAAA
This is a messenger RNA of Leptonychotes weddellii (Weddell seal), 2719 nucleotides long. RefSeq names its product LFNG O-fucosylpeptide 3-beta-N-acetylglucosaminyltransferase (gene LFNG). Gene Ontology annotation, biological process: pattern specification process. The record is from RefSeq and is a predicted model, not a curated record. Gene Ontology annotation, molecular function: O-fucosylpeptide 3-beta-N-acetylglucosaminyltransferase activity. NCBI's taxonomy places the organism in Eukaryota, Metazoa, Chordata, Mammalia, Carnivora, Phocidae. Gene Ontology annotation, cellular component: Golgi membrane.